This is a messenger RNA of Bursaphelenchus okinawaensis, 1267 nucleotides long. NCBI's taxonomy places the organism in Eukaryota, Metazoa, Nematoda, Chromadorea, Rhabditida, Aphelenchoididae. The record is from the annotation of a GenBank genome assembly.
AUGAAGAUCUGGACAUCUGAGCACACUUUUGAGUAGGUUUUUUAAAUUUAUGGUCUAUAUUUAGGUAUAAAGCCGAACAUAAAUGGAUAAAACGUGAAUUACUAGUUUUUGCUUUGAAUUCUUGCUUUGAGAAUUCUGUUAACGUAAGGUAAUUUUGAUAUUUCAGCCACCCUUGGGACACUGUCGUUCAUGCUGCCUUCCGCAAAUACCCGAAUCCUAUGAAUCGCGCAGUGACGGCGAUUGAUGUUGUUGAACAGAAAGUGGAUCAAGGAACGCUGAAGACUGAGCGAAUUCUUCAAAGUCACUUUCACAUUCCAAAUUGGGUAGUUAAAGUAAGGAGCUUCUAAAAUUUUUUUUUGUAAUUUAGAAGAUAAUAAACAUCAACUAGAUGAUAAUACAGUGAUUAUUUUUGUUUUUAUUAACGUUUUAACAAUGGACUUUAAAAAUAAUAUUUAAAUUGUUGCUUAUUGGUAUUAUUAUGAGUAAAUUAGGUAAUAAAAGACAAUAAUUCCAGCUGACUGGCUUUUCUGGGACUCAAUAUUCUCAUGAGUAUACUGUGAUUGAUCCUUCGUCACGCAAGAUGACCUUGGCUACUCGAAAUGUAAGUUAUAUAGGGUGUUUUUGUGUUUAUUACUUAAAUUUAUUGCGCGAAUUAAGCACCAAACUCGUAAUUUUUGGUCAGUAAAGGCAUGAAAUUACAACUUUUUGAUUAUUAUUGAUAAUUUCAGUUGAACGCCUUGGGAUUUCUGCGAGUAGAUGAGCGUUUAGAAUAUACUCCAGACCCGAGCAAUCCAUAUCGAACAUUGCUAAAGCAAGAAGCUGCCGUUGUUGUUAAUCUACCUGCUUUUACUGAUUACUGUGAAAAAGCCUUUCUUAAUGCAUAUCAGACCAACGCUGUUAAAGUGAGUGUUUCGAAUAUUGUUAUGCGCUGUGUCACAAGCUAUUUCAAUUAGUUUAUGUCUUGAAAGCGUUUUAUUUUUAUAUUUCGUAAAUUUAUAUACUUAUUGGCAGUUUAUAACACAUCGUAUCAGAUACCAAUCCUUAUUUUCUGUCAAAAACUCUAUCAUUUAUAUUUUGCUUACUCAUACGACCUUUAGUAAUAGAACUAACAAUAAAACCGUUUUAGGGGCGCAGCGGCGUAGAAUGGGUGAUAGACCAUCUGAAGCGAGAAUAUCAGGAGUUUUCGUCCAAAGUUUCCACCGAAAUCAAUGAGAUCUCAGAUAAAGUAAUGGGCCGAUUUGGGUCGAAUCAGUCGCAUCACAGCUAA